UCCUAUUGUCAAAUUGUCAUGUCAUCUGAUGUCAUUUGCUUACGAGUCGCGAAUAAAUAUUCAAAAUAAAAUAACUAUGAUUAGCGUUAAUUUUAGUAAUUAGGCCAUAAUCUUACGUACACUUUAAGUAUAAUGUUAAUUUAAACUUAACACGUUAGGGGCUCAAUUUUUUCAUAAAUAUUCAUGUGACUUAAUACCUUCAAGGUUGAACAUUUCGUAUCAAACUAUCAUGUUGCCUUCGGUAGCCGCUAAGUGUUUCUACAGAAAAUUAAGUAGACAUUCAAUUGAAAUAAAAUACUUGCAUUCAUUAUGCUUUGGUGCACCCAAGAUAUUUCGACGAGAUAUUAUACACGAAAGCAAGGAGCUAUGGCGAUAUGUUCACAGUUCAGCAUACCUGUUGGAUAAGACCAAAUCUAAAAAUGUUGUCGAGUCGGAGAAAGUUGCAGCUGAGAACGAAAAUGUCAAUAAAGUAAUAAAACAAAGUCCAACUGGCGAUAUCAUAGUUAAAACGGAAACUGAUGCAAAUAAAGUGGUAACUAAAGUUACAAUCGAGAAACUGAAGCCACCUGAUAAACCAGCAGAUGUACCUCCACCAAAACCAGCAAAGAAAAGACUUUUAAUAGAUUUUUCAGCAUCUUAUACUGAAAGAAAUUUUAUAACUCCUAUGAGAGCCAUGACAGAGUAUCUACUGAAGCAAUCUGAUUUGGAGUCUUUACCUAAAGUUCUAAGAAGGUCUCCUUAUGAGUCUGAGCCUCCAAUAACUGUGUAUUACCGCAAGGAUGUAGAAGCAAAGGCUUUGGAGAUUUGGGGAUCGAAGGAAGCGCUUGAAAAGGAACUAUUAAGAAGAGAGUUAGAUCGAAGAAGAUAUGAACAAGAUGUGUUUACUGUAAAAAGGAGGCUAAGAAAUUACAGAAGAGAAAUGAGCCACAAACGUCUUAGAACUGGAGUGGAAGAGAUGGGACUAAAAACUAGGUCUGGGAGGGUUGUACUUACAGCUGUGGGAAUAAACGGCUGUAACUUUUUAUUCAAACUAUGUGCAUGGCUGUACACUGGGUCACACAGUCUGUUUUCUGAGUGCAUCCACUCCUUGGCUGACACAGUGAAUCAACUGAUUCUUGCAUAUGGGAUACAUAAAUCUGUUCAAAUGGCAGAUCCAGCUCACCCAUAUGGCUAUACAAAUAUGAGAUAUGUCUCCUCCCUCAUAUCUGGUGUUGGGAUAUUUUGUGUAGGAUGUGGCCUAUCUUUCUACCAUGGAGUUACUGGUAUAUUAGACCCUCAACCCCUUCAUGAUUUUUACUGGGCUUAUUUCGUUCUUGGCGGCGCUGUAGUGUCAGAGGGCGCUACAUUAAUGGUAGCUUUGAAUGCUAUCCGAAAAGGUGCCAAGGAGGCUAAUACGUCAUUAUAUGAAUACAUAAUGCGCAGCUCGGAUCCAUCGGUAAAUGUGGUACUUUUGGAGGAUACUGCUGCCGUAGCUGGCGUCAUCAUAGCCGCAGGGUGUAUGGCUUUAUCCCAGUAUUCCGGCAACCCAUUAUAUGACGCUGUUGGUUGUCUCCUAGUCGGAACUUUACUCGGUGGAGUAGCCUCCUUUAUUAUUCUUACCAACGUAGGAGCCCUUGUCGGCAGAUCAAUACCGCAAGAGCAACUGGACCAAAUAAACAGCGUUUUGGAACGAGACUUUAUGAUAAGAGCUAUUCAUGACGUCAAGGGCAUAGAUAUAGGCAGUAAUCUAAUAAGAUAUAAGGCUGAAGUUGACUUCGACGGCAGAGCUCUGACAAGGUCGUACUUAGAGAAACACGACUUGAAUGCAUUAAUAGAGGACAUGAAAAAAGUAGACACCAUUGACGAUGUAGAAGCAUUCUUAUUGAAACAUGGCGAAAAUAUUGUAGAUAUGUUAGGCGGUGAGAUUGAUAGAAUAGAAUUAAAACUACGGAAAAAGUUUCCACAAAUCCGGCACUGUGAUUUAGAAAUACUUUGAAAUGUAGCACCAAAUAUAUAACGUUAUUUCAUACAUGUAUGAGAGCUGCUAACUAGUCAAAUAGCAAAGCUCUUUGCAGAAAGCCUACAAUAGUAAAAGCGGCUUCAGAGACAUUGGUUGUAACGUAUAUAUCUUUUGCUAAUGUGUGUGUAUGGCGUAUCCACAGAAGAAGUAUUUCUUACUUGGGACUGUAAAUGUGUAAAAAUGUUUUGAAAAAAAUCAAAUAAAAUCUAGCAAACUUAUGGUAUUUAAAUCAUAGCAAAGUUUCAAAGGACCUUGUAUAGAUUUCUUUUGGUAUCCUAUAAGCCAUGGAUUUAUGGAGCAUUGGUGCUAAAAGAAGCAACACAGUUUGUAAUAUAAUAAGUACCAUUGAAUUUGUUCAUAUUAUGUGUAUAUAUACAAUUACUGUACCCUUAUAAAUCGCACAUAUUUUACAGCAUUUGAUAUAUUUGAUAGUAUAAAGGUAUAUGGUUUUGUUGGUCCUGGGUGUUUUAUAUCUUUUCUGGAGAGGAACCUGGCUUUUUACUAUUUCUUAUAACUCCACAGACGCAAACAUUAAUGAAAUAAUUACCUUACACAUAGAUCCCGCACCUUUAAGCUAGUUUCUUCUGUAGAAUUAUAACGUAGUCAGUAAAGAAAUAGGCUGCUUGCUUGGCUUCAUCUAGUUAUUUGUAAUAGAUAAGUUCUUGAGUCCCUAAUACUCGAUAUUAUAUUUUUAAAUAUUUCCACAGUUUAUAUUGGAUCGGAAGAUUGUCGCAAUUUCAUUCAUCUACUAGUCUGAACUGGAUAUGAGAUGCGAUACAUAGAAACGACCUUUAUAUGUUCCUAUAUCUAUAGGUGUACAAAAUAGAGGGCGUAAUUUCUCCUAUAAAAGUACCUAGUUCGCUACUAUCUGAACAUUUUGUGCAUGACUUCAAGAUAUAAACGGAAUUAAAGCGACAUUACCGAGUAUUUAAAAAUAUAAAUAAAACUUUAGAUUGGAAGACAUUCCAGAUUCAAUCGCCCCUAGUUGACUCGUAGGCGUAAUCUUUCUCCACUUUUGUUGUUGUAACAGUUGUGCCUUGGUUUUCAUUAUUCUCAAAUUAGUUUCCUGAUAUAUUGUUGUAUUUCUCUGUGAUCUAGGAAUGUAUUUUAUGUAUGUAAUCUAUAGUGUAAUAAGUACUAUGUAGGCGUAAAAGUAAUUUGUAAGCCCCCUUUAUGUUCUGUAUGUAAAUAAACUGUUAUAAUAUUUA
Messenger RNA from Spodoptera frugiperda (fall armyworm), 3207 nucleotides. RefSeq names its product zinc transporter 9 (gene ZnT49B). The record is from RefSeq and is a predicted model, not a curated record. The coding region runs from base 230 to 1975 and encodes 581 amino acids. Gene Ontology annotation, cellular component: membrane. The transcript is spliced from 12 exons. Gene Ontology annotation, molecular function: monoatomic cation transmembrane transporter activity. Lineage: Eukaryota; Metazoa; Arthropoda; Insecta; Lepidoptera; Noctuidae. Gene Ontology annotation, biological process: zinc ion transport; transmembrane transport.